Molecule: messenger RNA, 2233 nt
Organism: Apus apus (common swift)
Lineage: Eukaryota; Metazoa; Chordata; Aves; Apodiformes; Apodidae
Gene: PLAAT1
Product: phospholipase A and acyltransferase 1
Exons: 4
Coding region: 269-775 (168 amino acids)
Biological process (GO): N-acylphosphatidylethanolamine metabolic process
Cellular component (GO): cytoplasm
Molecular function (GO): glycerophospholipid phospholipase A1 activity; A2-type glycerophospholipase activity
Source: RefSeq, a predicted model, not a curated record
GAGCGGUUGCUUAGGAGGAAGGCAGCAAGCAGGAAGGCGACAGGCGACCCGAGCGAGCUCCACCCGCCCCGUUGCUCGCCCUUUAUAGCGGCCGGGAGGAGCCAGGACCCGGCGCAGCUUCCGCCGCUGACCGUCCCAUCCAUCCCUCGGAGCGGCGGCAGCGGAACUGGCCCUGGGGGUGAGCGGGCAGUUACCCUGUGCACAUCCCAGACCUCCCCUCUUCGCUGUGCCUUGCAAGAGGGGCAUCUCCUGACCUCGGGCACUGGAGAUGGAAGCUUUCAACUGCCACCCUGGUGUCCCCAAGCCUGGUGACCUGAUCGAGAUCUUCCGGCCAGCUUACCAGCACUGGGCCCUCUACCUGGGGGAUGGGUACGUCAUCAGCGUGACACCCGUAGAUGAAGGCCCUGCAGACAUGCUAAGCAGUGCAAGGUCAGUGUUCAACGGAAAGGCCUGGGUGAGGAAGCAGCUCCUGAAGGACCUGGUGGGAAAUGACGCCUACCGCAUCAACAACAAGUACGACAACAAGUACCGUCCCCUCCCGGUGGGGGAGAUUAUCUGGCGCGCUAAGUGCUCCAUCGACCAGGAGGUUGCCUAUGAUGUGCUCAGAAACAACUGCGAGCACUUCGUGACAAAGCUCCGCUAUGGCAAGGCAGUCUCUGGCCAGGUCAACCAAGCCAUUGAUGCUGUUGCCACUGUUGGCGUUGUGACAAUUGCUGCUGGUGCCAUCUCCCUUCUGGCCUGGCUCGGAAGCAGAUCCAGAGAAAGAGACGACUGAUGCUGCUUGGGCAGGGUAGGGCAGGGAGCCCCCAGCCUGGAGGGACCCAUGACAGUUUGUGGCCACAGCUGCCACCAUGCCUGCUAAUAACUCUGUCGCCUUUGCUGAGAGCAGCACUAGGUUGUUUGCUUUUAUUUAAUUGCCUAUGAUGAUUUAUUGUAUUAGUCUGGGAGUACCCACAGGCAAAUUCUCUUAUCUUCAUGCCCCUGCUGCCCUGUUGCUGGCUGGCAUGGGCUUUUGAUACAUAUUUUGUUCUCACGAGCUACAUUCUGUGAGCUCUUUCUGUGAAUAACUUAUUUUAGCCUUAACAUUUGUAAAUUUUUUUCCCUUUUUUAAAAUUUUUCUUUCUUUUAACCAGAAGUAAUGUUAAAAGUAAUGCUGAGGGCUUGUGCAAGUGGAAAGCCACAGGUUCCCAAGCCUGUGAAAGGACAGACAAGAAGGUAUGGCCUGUGGUGCCUAAACUGAGCUGCUUCUGCGAGGGCAGGAGGUAGGAAAGAAAGGCAGGUCUUACAUGCUCUGUCCCUCAGUGUUGUAAAUGAGUGCUCUGGUUUUGGCAUGAUGGUGUUUUGCUCAGUUUUUUCCUGUCUGCAAAGGUGUCCCUUUCCCUAGCUCCUCUGACUCCCUUUGGGAACAAGCAGAUGCCUGGGUUUUGUGUGUGUGUAGGGAGGGUGAUCCUGACAAAAAAACCCGGCUGGCUUUUUCAGUGGCACCUGUUUGUUCCAGGUUAGGACCACUGUGCCACUGAAUUUUCCCUUUUCAUCCUUGUAAGUGCGGUAUUUUUUGGUAUUGGACCUGAUCACACUUACCAGAGGAUCUUUAAGAUCCCUUCUGACCCAAACCAUUCAGUGAUUUUACCCCUUGGGUUGCCAAAGCACUAAAGCACCAUGGAUUGCAAGAGCAGCCAGGAACUUUUGCCCCCCACCUCCUCCCCUGCUGUGGUCUUUGGCUCUACAAUGACCAGAAGUUAAAUUUAAGCAGUUUGUAGCCCCAGCAUAUAUUUGUAGAAUUUGCUGUGCAGCACCUGUGCCCUUCUCCAAGGCUAGAGAGACCCACUAUUUCCUUGUUACAGAACUGACGUGUAGCUUGUCAAAGAAAGAAAUAGUUUUAUAAAAGAGUGGUUUAUUAUUCUUUACCAGGAGUAUCUGUCUUGUGUGUCUGAAAUCAUGUUAUAGAAACUAAAUCCUGUGUUGCUCUCAUACUCCACAAGUGCCUGGACUGUAAGAAGAGAGGACAGCAAAAGAGCUGUCUGUAAGAGGCUUGCUAUUUUUAUCUGCUCUUAACAUAUACUAAUGGGGUCAGAAGCUUUUUUUAAACAUCUGUUGUUUCAAUGUUUGAAAUAACAAAGCCAAGACUUCUGGUUGUAUUUUGUAGUGUUUGUAGUUUUCUCUUACUAUAUUUAAAUAAAAUUAUUUUAUAACAUGGAAAAUCAUAUUCUAAUAAAACUGAACCUGAAAGUCC